UUCUGACAGCUUAUGUUGCAUUGUGUGGAAGGCUUUUUGUUAUUCCUCCGCUUAGUUCGUCACAUUUUUGACAGCUCUUUAGCGUUUGGUGGAAAAAGUAAAAAUUUUCAAAGUUGGUUAUAUAGGUCGAAAGCCGACUUGUGUUGUGUAAAAAAUAGUGCCAGUUUGUGGAUAAGAAGAGCGAAGCAAGCGAUAGACAGUUUCUAAUAAAAUUUCAAUGGAAGUUUGCUGGUAGAAGGCAUCGAAAUAUUUGCUCGAUUGGAGCAAUUUUGCCUAGUGGUGAAGUGCGUGUAAGGCAGAGAAAACUUAGCAAGCCUAGUGUUUUCUGCUGCCACAAUAUUGCUACGAGUUCAGGCGAAAACCGUAAAAUUUUUCAAGUCGAAAUCAAAAUAGCACAAUUUUUCGACACACCAGUAGUUUAAAAACCGUCAAGAUUGAGGAAAUAGAAGAAAUCGUGGAGACUGAGGAAGUAAUCCUCUCUCCAGAUGAAAUGCAACAUGAGUACGAAAUUACAUCGGUUCCGAUAGAAGCAACUCCUGUGAAGCGAACCGACAUUCGUGACUUGGCCCGUGAAGCCAAUUUCCAAGCAAAGCUGUUGCAACAAGAAAAUGAAGCUCAAGAGCUCAACUUUCAACCGGCCUCUAGUGCGGAAGAUACGGAGGGAUCAGACCAGGAGCAUGCCAUGGGCGAACAUAAUUUUAGUACCGAGCACGAAGGCGAACAUAUGGACAUGGAAGGUGUCAGUCCGAACACACAGUCCGCAAUCCGAAAACGCCGCGGUAACUUACCAAAGCAUUCGGUGAAGAUUCUCAAACGGUGGUUGUACGAACAUCGAUACAAUGCGUAUCCGAGUGAUGCGGAGAAGGUGACGCUAUCGCAGGAGGCAAAUCUUACGGUGCUCCAGGUUUGCAACUGGUUUAUAAACGCACGACGUCGUAUUCUACCGGAGAUGAUUAGGCGGGAGGGUCACGAUCCUUUGCAUUACACUAUCUCACGACGGGGUAAAAAGCUUAACAAUCAACUGGCCAACAUGAUGCCAAAUCCUAUUUCUAUGAGUCCUGCUUCCGAAGUCAUCGUUGGCGCAACCGAGGAAAUCAUCGAAGAGGAAGAAGUCAUUGAGGAAGGUGUACCCAAUAUAAUUACUUCUAGCAUUGGACAGCAGUACGUGCAAACUCCUAGUGGAUUGGUGAAGGUCGAAGAGGACGUAGACUUUGAGGACCACAUUAUCUAUCGGUCAGACGAAAGCAAUAUCGAAUAUGAAUAUCCGGAAGAGGAGGAGGAGGAAGAGUUACAAACGGAACAAACCGAAUGGGACGGCAUCAUCCGAUACGCCAAUGAUAAAGAUGAUGAAAUUCCUGAAGAAAUCACCGAAGAGGAAGUGAUCGCCUCCGACAGUCCCGUAAAUGAGUUCUUCACCACGACCCACACCAACGUCAUUCACCAACCACAAUUGCCACAAACGCCGAGCACAACCAACACAGUCGAAAAGCCAAAGAUUAUCAAAACAACACAAGUCUUCAGCAAUCCAGUUCCCGCUGGACUAACAAGGUUGCAGGUUGUGUCCAGUACGAUCAACACCGUAUCAAGUCCAGUUGUAACGACUGUUAAACCUAUGGGUACCACCAUUCUUACGACACCGUUAACGAUUGGCAAGGGGACGACGAUUAAGAAGAUUUUCACUACACCGGUGACGGAAACGAGCGCUAAACCCGUAACUCCGACAACAGUAACAGCUGUGCUAACGACGGCUAACUCCAACACCAAUAUCAAUAAUAAUAACAACAACAGCAGUAAUAACAACACCCAAAACAAUUCUCAACACACGACGACCGCCGUCAAAGUUAAAGGUGUUAUUCGCGACGACAAGGAUCAGUUUAAAUGUCUCUACUUAUUGGUGGAAACCGCCGUGGCUGUUCGUCAGCGGGAAAAAGAACAGGAUGACGUGCACGUUCUCGGCAAUUAAACACAAGUAAAGUAAGGUCAUCUAAUUCAGAGCACCCUUCCCUUCCUUCCCAUUACCCCGUACACAACAAACGACAAAACACCCGUAACACGACGUCGUUGUUUAAGCAGAUUAGAAAAAAAUUCGUUAUUUUUUCUAUAAAACAAAUAUAGAAAGCGAAACAAAACAUUGAUGAGAAUUUUACUACACUAUGUAAGGACAGAUUUAAGCUAGGUGAUAAUAUGAGGUAAAAUCGCGCACUCUGAGAAAACACUCAUAACAAACACACGAUUUAGCAAACUGCUGAAUAGAGCAACACCUGUAUAUACAUGGACUAUACACAUUUAUUCUUAAACGUACGACUAAUGCAGAAAAGGAUCAUAAAUGAUGAGAAAAAAACUACUAUUAAAGAUUAAUUAUUACUACUAGUUAGUAAGACGGUAGAGAGCACACAGAAAGCAAACGCGUUUUAUGAUUUUGACUGCAAGUUAUUAACAAACAACACAUUUGUCUACUCUAUUUUAUAUGUCGUAAUAUAGUUUAUUACAACGCAUAAUUUUCUAACAGGCAAGAAAAAACGUGAAAAUUUAAUUGUUUCGAAUAGAGAACAAAGAACAUUAGAAAUCAUCUAAAAUUGAAACUAAAGCGUUUUGCGAUGUCACUUGAGACGAAAUCGGAUGAAUGCAGUUUACGCUAAGGGUAAAAGUUAACGGUAAUCCUCUUCCAUAUUCUGCGUUAGUGUUUCAUUUUACGAUGGUGUUUCAGAAACUGGUAUUUUGUUUUUCAUUCAUAUAGAUAUUAGCGCAUAUUGAUUGCAGAUCGGGACGAUGUAAAAGCGAUAUUAAUGCUUCCAUUUGUUUGGGCUUAUGGAAGUUUAAAACAGGAACUCUGUGCACUGUGCUAACCCGACGUUAACCAUUCAUGCGACGAGAUCGAUUCAUAUUUUAGUCAUUCACCAGUAAGUGUGUCCUAUUUAAUCGAGUCAGCUUUAGCCAACUUCUUAGGAUUUUCUGCGGUUCAAACCUUCACGAUUUUUCCUGCUUCUGUUUUUAUAUACUUAUUUAUCAUUUUCUUGUUCUGUCGAGAAGGAAGCAAGGAAAUAAUUUCGGUACAGUUAGAAGAAAAAAAGAAAACAACUCUCAUUAUUAAGUACGUUUUAUAAAUAAAUGUAAAAACUCUAUUAUAUAGAAAUAAUCAAAAACAAUUUAAAUAAAAAUCCUUACGGAAAAAAUUAAAAACAA
Molecule: messenger RNA, 3183 nt
Organism: Topomyia yanbarensis
Lineage: Eukaryota; Metazoa; Arthropoda; Insecta; Diptera; Culicidae
Product: transcription initiation factor TFIID subunit 1-like
Exons: 8
Coding region: 491-1963 (490 amino acids)
Biological process (GO): regulation of transcription by RNA polymerase II
Molecular function (GO): RNA polymerase II cis-regulatory region sequence-specific DNA binding; DNA-binding transcription factor activity, RNA polymerase II-specific
Source: RefSeq, a predicted model, not a curated record